GCACCUGUGUUUCAAUCCUUUUUCGACUUCUACCUGUACAUGCUCUUCUUGGGGUGCUGGUGGAUUUGGGUUUUGAUCGUAAGCUGUGGCGGCGGAGACACCACAGCAUCGUCGCGCUCGGAGAGCGCGAACGAAAGCCAGGUUUGUUCUACGAUCUUGGCUUGCGGGACGGGCAAAGGCCUCACCGUCGACGCUACAGUUGGCUUGCUCGGUGCUGCGGAGACACCACAGCAAAAGCACGCUACCUGGAGCAGUGGAGAAAAGGAUACAGCUUCGGAACAUGGCCAGCGGCAAGGCAAGUACGACAAUCAGCCACGUUUUGUCCGGACUGUGGCCAGCGCGUGGCGGCAGGACGACCGGCCACCGAGAAAGCGAUACAGCCAGUCGCCAGCUCGAAGACGCAAGGGCGGUGGCAAAUUUCCUUCCGAUGGCAAGGAGGGCAAAGGCAAGGCCAAGAAAGGGAGUGGCAAAGGCGAGGAAAACGGCAUUUUGCCGCCGUCGCUGUCAGCCAUCCCUCCAGUACCUUCAGCACCGGCGGUGGUCAACCCGAAGCCGGCCGUUCAGGAGGUGGGGCCGUCGCCGGAGAAGACACAACUAGAGGCAUUAUUGGGGGUCCUGUCUUCGUCGUCUUCUGUGCUGCCGCCGGCGGCACAGCAGAUGAUUACAGCCAUGCAGGAGGCCAAUACUCAGGGAAGUGCCAAGGCCAUGCACAAGGCAGUGGCGGAUCAAUCCAAGGCGCGACAAGCCUUGGCCAGGAUCCAAGCGCAAAGAGCGACAUAUCUGCAAGCCUGGCACACAUAUCUGGGACAGCUAGCAGAGCUGCUCGAGAAGCAGCUUGCAGAGCAGACACAGGUGCUCGAAAACUUCGACAAUUCGGAACUCCAGUGGACCCAGGCCGAUCAGCAGGCGACCCAGCAAUUGGCGCGCUUGGCGGGUGCCGACAAGGAGACGGCGGAGCCCAACGACAAGGACAUGGAGGAUGCCGAGGCCUUGGUGGACAAUGCCAUGGAGACGGAGCAGCGGCUCAAAGCGGCUACUGCCGAAAGCCAGCAGUCAGCGCGGCGUAUGCUGACGGCGUUGGGCGAGAUGAAGCAGAAUGCGGAGGAGCUGGCGCAGCGGCAAGGGCGAGAGGGCUCGCGUACGCCGCGACGCGGCCAGCAAAGCGAGAACGGAUCCAAGGAGGCGGCCAAGGACGAGAAACAGCCGGCUGCCGGCCCAUGCAUAGGCCUCCAGGCUAUGUAUGGGCCGUGUACGCUCCUCGAAAGAGUUGAGCUAUAUGGCAUAGAGCAAGAACACGACUAUGUGGGCGCCGAUGCCGCUCGCAUUUUGGCCAUCAUGGAUGGCUUUCAGUUUGCCAUUUCGGAGCUGGAUGCAUGGGGUGUGCAUUCAGUCUGGGAGGAUCCGCGCAUUUCGGGCAGCACGUGGCCCGUACCGACAGAUUAUGACAGAGCUUUGCAGGUGGCCAAAGUUCUGAGUGGGGUGGAGCCACGAAGGGUUUCACGCCUUCCAAAAGCAGCUGCACCGUGUGCUUAUGGUGGUGCAUUUGACAGGGGCUCUUCCAGUGUGCUGGAAAAUGCACGGGCCCUUGAAACGACCUGCGUCCCUGCUUUCCCAUGUCCUGGUCCUAGCAUGGGAGGUCGAGGGCCAGUUGAUGUGGAUGUAGCGGGGUGUAGGGACACCUACGGGGAACGUGCAUUCUUCAGUGGCACUGGGACCGCUCCGCCUGACAGAGAUGGCUCAACCGCUGGACUCGACUGCUACCUCCCUGGGCUGACACACAAGACAAGACUUGUUGGCCAGAUCAUCGCCCUCAGUUCAUGUCGACCUGGUCAUCGCCCUCAGUCGCAGAAUGUGCGGGUUCAGCCUGGCACUUCCAACAGUCCAUCUCAGGUUAGGAAAGUAGGUACUGUGCCAGAACCUAAUACCGGCGACACACCCCAGGCUUUUCCAGAGCCGGGAGCUGCCAGCCUUUUCGCUGCUGGCGCGCCCGAUGUCGUGGAUCUGGGGCGUCCCUACUUUGAGGUUCCCUCUGUUAGGCGGGAGUCAGACGAACAGUCGAUGCCGGAGUCUCUCAUGCGGCCGCGCCAAAUGCCUUCGGUUGGAAGCUCCCUUCCUUCGCUCCGUUUACACCUCUCCUCGCAGAUCCCGAUUUACCCUGCCGAACUUGAUCGGCCAGAAGUCCGAUGCAGGAUGAUUACUGAUUUUGCGUGGAUUGUUGGCCACCGUGCCGCAGGCGCUGUUGCAGAGGGCGAGGGCCAAUUUGACCGGUAUGCUGUGUUUGACACAGCAUACCAUGUGCGCGUUCGGCAGCUUCCACGAGGAUGGACGUUAGAACACCUUGUGUCGGAGCUGCUCAGCCUAUACCCGCGGUUAAAUGGGGUGACGUUUUUACAGGACAAGCUUGGUAGUCUGCCGAGUGUGCAAGUGUCUGUGACUAUGCGCGACUUUGCGGCUACUCAGACUGUUUUGCCGGUCGACUUCCGAGGGUUUGAGGGGCGCAUUUGUACCAUUCGCAUCACUCCUGGCCUACAGCCUGAUGAGGUUCGGGACAUAUGUCGGUUUCAAUGCCCUCAAGAUCGGCUGCCACGCCGGCCUUUUUCAGUUGUGUGUAGCGAUGGACGUCCUAUGGUGAUUCCCCCCCUUCCGGCCAGGCCUCCUGAUCAUGGGGUUGGGGUUGCACGUGAUAUGCUCGAUGGGGAAGUGGACCCUUUGAGACUUGGUCUUCAGCAGCCUGCUGAUGAGGAACUGCAGGACAUCACGUCCACUACCACAACCACCAUUGACCCAGAUCUACGAAUGCGCCCUGUGCACCGGCCUUUGCACUUGAGUGGCGUAGAGCUAUUACCGUCCGGUGUGCUUACUGCGCCAGGCGCGCACGUGCCGGUGCCGCAGCUUGGGCUGUAUAGGCACAUUCGACGUGAGGACGGCGGGCAGAUGCACUUUCAUAUGUUUGCAAGAGGUUGUGCACCUGUUCGUCUCAUUGGCACGGUGUCGUGGACCAUGCUUGAUCUGUGCAGCUUGGUUGCGGACAAUCUUGAUGACAGAGCCCGUCGUAUUCAGGUCGUCACAGCGCCUCUCCCUGAGUUGCUGCAGCCACAAGUUACUGUGACUGAUUGUGGGGUUGAUGAAUCCUACUGUGUGCUGCCGGUUGAUAUGAGGUGUCUGCCGGGCGGGGAGGUUGUGGCAGUUCCGUUUUGCUCUGGCAUGGGAUUGCCAGAUAUCAUCCAGGCCAUUAUCCACGAGAUUCCUGACUGUCGUAGCUCUUUGGAGCCAAUCAUGGAUGCGGGCGAGAUGUAUGUGCAAGACUGCCAUGGGUUUGUGAUUGAGCAGCUGCAUGGAGCGCUGCCUGCCUAUCAGUGGCUGGCAAUACGACGGGGUCGCCCUCCCUUUGCUGGCGCUAUGUCUCUCUGUACCAGCACAACCACCACCCCUGCUGCCUUCGUUGCCGAUGUUCUUGGAGAUAGUAUUGCUACGGUUCCAGCAAGUGGUUGGCCACUGCAACCCCCCCCUGUUUCAGCUGAACCGCCUGCUUUGCUUACCAAGAGCAACGUUGCAGUUGACCUGAAAGCGGGAGGAGUUCAUUCAGCCGGCCCCCAGCUGUUGCCUACUUACUUCGGGGAUGCCAGGUUCCAGCAUGGCCCUGUGUGUGAUUUCUCAUGGGGUACGGAUGACGAGCAGCAGGAUGCAGAAAUGUUCACUGUUUUCGAUGUUGUGCGUCAUUGGACUGUGCAGCGGCGUGACAGGCAUGCUACCUUGCCCCAGGCAGCUGUACGGUCGGCCCCUUUUGGAGUAAGAAGCGUGCAUAUUCUGACAGUGCCGGUUGCGGGUCUACCUAGACCCCAAAUGUCCUUAGGAAGAGACAGGGACCCUGUUGCUAUGUGGCCUUUGCCUUGGGAUCUGCGACCUGUCGGAGGUGAUGUCCGCACUGCUGGUCACUUCCCUGGGGAGGAAGUUGCCGAAUUUGCGGGCAAGGUGCAGCAGGUUCAGCCUGACCUCCCCCGCCUCAGAGAUGACAUAGUUUCAGGCCAGGUUGCUGUGACUGAUGCACUAGGAUUUGUUGGUGGUGCCCUCCCUUUGGACCUGGAGCAGGUACAGCACUUCCAGGUUGAAAGCCAUCUCGCUGCCAGGCUGCAUGUUGAUACGCCGGUCGCUAUGUAUGCAGGCCCCAGUUCGCGUGGGGGCAUACCCACAUCCACCACCACCACCAACCCGGCUGUUCGACCGAUCGGGGUGAUUUACCGGGUUGUCUUGCUCUGGGGUGACUGUAUGGUCCAGGAGCAAGUUUGGCCGCCCUGCAGACAACUCGAUGGCAUUCUGGGCCGGCUUGUGCGGGAUGUGUUUGCCUGUGCUCCUCGCCAUCCGCCGUCCCAUGAAGUAUUUGUGUCCCUAGCAAAGGAGCAACCCCCGCUCACCGACGGGAUCCAGGAGAUCCUCUUCUUUGUUUUGGGACCUGAUUAUGAUGCUUGCCCAGUUGUUGUGGUUGACGAGCGCGCAGGUGGACACGGCUUGCAGUCCACCCGCCUCUCGCGUCGGGUCCGCUGUGACUCCUUGGUUAACCCGGCCUGGCGAAGAGAGGGAGUCAGUCUGGUGGUUAAUGGUGCGCCGGAAAAUCUUGCACAACGAUAUGCUGACACAGGGGAUUUACUCCAGUUCGCAGACCAACGUGGAAGGCCCAGGUCCCGGCCACUGGCGUCCCUGUUUGACGCAUUCCCUGCCCUCGUACCAUAUGCGUGGUUGGGCGUGCCGGUUGUACCCAGCCGGGCUGAGGCGGCGCAAGGCUUGGCGUUGUUGGACUGGAGGGCAGACACGCCAGCAGGUGAGCACAUUGGAUGGGCUCGGGUGCCAGGACCUCGUCCGUACCUCUCGGAUGGACCUAGCUCUUCUGCCGAUGGGUCCGUUGAUCUGCAUGAAGCACAGUCCCAGGGGGCUGUGGAUGCUGUACCUAGCCAGCCCGUCCAGCCACAGAUGCUCAUACCCACGCCUUUGGGGCGUCGUCGGGUCACCCGUUGCACCGACACGCCAGUAAAGAUUGUGCUCGAUGAAUGCAUCCCCGCUGCCGAGUGCAAUGCCGGCCCACCUGAGAGCAUUAUGCACUUGCCGGUGCCUAAGGAUGCCUUGGAGCUGGCCUUUCGCGGGUUUGCCUUGGACGUAUACCGAGCCCAAGUCCCGGAUGACGUGUGCAUGCACCCCGCAGCUCGCUGGCUGCUGUCAGGCAUCCCGGUUCAUAGUCGGGCCCGACGACCAACGGCUGUGCUCUUCUUUGUUGACGGGUCCUUCAAGUCAUCAUGUGCGAGUUGGGCGGUUGCGUGUAUCGCCUGUGUCGAUGGCAAAUGGGGUUGGUGGGGAUACCUCGCUGACACGGUCGAUGCCAGGAUUGAUUCGGGAGAUGCUUUUGCAGGGGAGCUUUUCGGACAGCUUGUGGCGCUGAGCACCGUGGCGUAUGAGCGCAUUCCUGCCACCGUCUACUACGAUUGUGACAGUGCUGCGCUGAGGCAUGCUGCCCAUCGAGCUGCGGGGUCUGAGCAACACUUUGUGGACUUUGUGGUUGAGGGACAGCACCACGCUGAUUGUGAGUUCGCCCUCGAUUUUAAGCUUGCCACAUACAACACCCUCUCCUGCAUUUCCAAUUUGCAGCGUCAGUGCCUUCAGGCAUUCCUUGAGCGCCAGGGCCUUGCUGUUUUCGGGCUCCAAGAAUGCCGUGCUUCGGUCGAUCCUGUGCAAAAGUGCGGCAAUGUCAUUCGUUUUGCAGGGCCUGCUCCUGACGGCCAACUUGGGUGUCAGUUGUGGUUUAAUGUCUCGCCCGGCAUCGGAUGGGCCAAGCACAGUUUCAGCUUUGCUUUUAGUCAUCCGCGCCUCAUCGUGGUUUAUGCUAAAAUUGGGGACUGUCGCGUGGCUUGCUUCGCUGGCCAUGCCCCCUCAGCUGUUUCGGCACAGGAGGCCAGAGAUGCAUGGUGGUGUUUGCUCCGGCAACGCCUGCUGGCAAUUCCAGCCAAUACGGCGCCGUUGUUGAUGUUGGAUGCCAAUGCUCGGUUUAUCCUACGAGAUGGACAGGAAGUUCCGGGCAACAACAAUGCAGAAGCUUUCGCUGCUCUCCUUGAGGAGUUCGGCCUUAGGCGAUCUCGAGCUUUUGAGCCCGAUGGAACCAGCAGGCCGUCUUGGAAGCCGCCCGAUGGGUCUGCUGCUGCUUGUCUCAAUUACCUUGUGUGGCCCUCGACAUGGGCGGACGGUUUUAGCGACUUAGGCAUACAGCCCAUUCUGGACGAGCAUGCGGACAUUGAUCACUCACCCAUCACUGCUGCUGCGAGCUUGCGGUUAAAGGCACCGGCAAGUGCCCCACCACGGGUAGAUCGGGCUGCCAUGAAUUCUGCAGAGGGCGUAGCCAAGCUUAGACUCUUGUAUGCCCACGCCCCUGCCAUCCCAUGGUGUGUCUCUGUGAAUGACCAUCUCGCUGCAGUUAAUGCUCACUUGCAGCAGGGUCUGGCAUCCUUGUUUCCGAUGAGUCGGAGUAGCCCUCGUAAGCCAGGACUCAGCUCUGCAACAUGGACCAUACUGCAGGCUAAGCGACAGCAACGCCGAUGCUUUCGCAGACAGAAAGCUCUUUUUGCUAAGUGGAUUGUGGCCCGAUGUUUCGCGGCAUGGGCACGCGGCCCUGAGACCGGUGCCUCCUGUGCGCGAGUCAAAGCCUUUGAUCGGGUGGCAGCUAUGCACGGCCGACUCAUGCGCCGUUUGACUAUAGCUGCCCGCCAAACCCAGAAGCAGGAUGAUGCGAACUUUGUUCGUGCGCGGUUCAGCGAAGCGCGCGAACAGGGACCAGAUGCGCUGGCCAAGCAGAUUCGUUCUGUCCUGCGCUGUGGUCGUAAUACGCGCAUUCCUGAGCUUGCGGUUGAACUGGAAGUGAGUGGCGAGCUCAUCAGCGAUCCCACUCAUGUCAAAGCCGCCUUCGCUGCGCAUUUUGGCCUUGCUGAAUGUGCCACACCGACUAAGUUGAGUGCCAUGUCCUCUAGAACGUCAGGCGAGGCCCCAACGCCAGUUCACCUUGAGGAGAUUCCGACUGCGGCAAUGGUGGCUGCAUCCUUCGCUUCUCUCAAGUCCAAUAAAGCGGCUGGAAUUGCCCAGAUCCCAUCGGAGGCCUACAGCAGAUGCCCAUUGCAAGCGGCCCUGUUGCAUAUGCCUAUCUUGAUGAAGAUUUGUAGCCGCCGGCAAUUUCCCACCCUGUGGGCAGGCAUGCUGGCGUGCGCCCUACCCAAGCCCAACAAGCCUAGGCAUAAAUUGGAGGGAUAUCGCUCUGUUGCCUUGGUAGAGCCAGCAGCAAAAGGCAUCCUCAAGGCAACCCGGCCAUCCCUGAGUGCGUGGUUUGAACGCCUGGCUCUCCCCACCGUCGGAGGAGCACGCAAGGGGCAUCCUGCCGACCUUGCUGCUCUCAGCACGCAAUGCCACAUAUCCCGCUUGAAACGCCAGGGUUUGUCGGGGGCAGUGCUGUACUUGGAUGGGGCUUCAGCCUUCUAUGCCGUCAACCGGGCACAUCUCUUUGAUGGCGAUAUGGCAGAUUUGCAGGCACACAUACAAUCCCUUCCACUCGAGGAUGAGGUGCGCAGGCGGGUUGUAGAGGCAAUUUCAGACCGUGGUGCACUUGAGCGAGCUGGUGUCCCUGGGGGCACUCAGCAACUACUGCGAACGGCGUUUGCCUCGACGUGGUUUGUUGUUGAUACACAGCAGCCAAUUGUGCAGGCAACCCUACGAGGCACGACACCGGGAUCACCACUCGCUGAUAUCUUAUAUCAGUUUGUGUCGGAAGCCUCGAUUCGCUGCCUCUCGGAGCAUCUCGCGUCAGAAGGCAUAGCUGCUGUUUGUGGUUCAGGCGGGGUUGCUCUUCCGCAAUCUUGGCUGGACGACGUAGCAUUGCUUAUAGGUGCGUCUGAUGCCACGCAAGUUCCUUUGGCCACUGCUCGCGCUGCCAGCCUCGCCCAUCAAUACCUGGCUGUUACUGGAGUCGAGGUGAAUUAUUCUGUCGGCAAGACGGAAGCUGUGCUGGUGCUAGCAGGGCAGGGUGCAGCAAAAAUUCGGAGGCAGAUUUUCAUCGACGAUAAUGGGUGCCUCGAUGUCGAGGUGCCAGGGAGCUCUUCACUCCGGCUGCGGUGCGUUGCGGAGUAUACACACCUGGGCAUCAUCUGUACGCAUACAGCAUCCUGCGAGGCUGCCAUUCGCAAGAGGGAGUGUCUGACUCGUGCAGUGUAUCAGCCCUUCAAGCGCCGAGUCAUGGCCAAUGACUCCUUGACUUGCAAGGAGCGUCAGGAAAUGUUCAAGGCUAUGGUCCUGGCCAAGUUCCUUCAUGGCGUUGGCACGCUUGAGUUGGGCAGCAAACAAGCACAUGCUCUGUUUUGUCGCAAGUACAUCGGGCUCGUCCGCGGAGCCGUGCGGCCUCUAUACCGUGUGCCAUGCCGCCGUUUGACGGACGUUCAGGUGUGCGCCUUGUUGGAUGUUUGUACUCCACAGGAGGCCUUGGACAUAGCAAUCAUACGAGCAUGGGCGUAUGUCGUUGCUAAAGGCGACCAAUACCUCAGGGGCUGUGUUCAAGGUACGGAUUGGCUGGCGGCCUUGAGGUCUGCCCUUCAGCGGGUAGCUGUUGUGCUGGAUGAUGCUCAGUUGACCCAGGCUGCAGCACGAUGUGAUGAGACAAGCGGUCUUGGGCUCAUGUUUCCCUACAGCGUGAGUCAAACCCGUCACGUGCUCCGUGCUUUCCGACGUCAAAGCAUCCUUAGCCGAAGAGAUCUUGUGCCUACUGCGAUCAAGAAGGCCAGCGCCCAUGACCGCGCUGAAAGAGAUGGCCUGGCUUUCUAUCGCAUGGAGAGCGACCGCAUUGUGCGCAAGCAGUGCUUCGUUUGCCCUGACUGUGCCUUGUCUUUUGACACGGCGGCUGCUUUGGGGUCGCACCGUUCCAAGGUGCAUUCACACGCGGCUGCCAGUUCCUUCGGGUUUGGGACGGCGUGUGAGGCAUGUCGGAAGCAAUUUUGGUCGACACCAAGAUUGCGCGAGCAUCUGCGCAAAUCCAGCCGUUGCGCCCGUAUUUAUUUCGAGGCCGACUGGGAGCCAGGGCAACCACGUGAAACCCUGGCGGAUGGCACGCUCCCGCCAGUUCCACUGGUAGGACCUGCACCAUGGUGGUCGACCCAAAGUUUUGGUGAGGCUGGUUCUAGUACUGUGACUCCUGCCCCUCCUGAUCCGUUGGCGAUGCUGACAACGCUGUCUACUGUGCAUCACCUCGAGCCCUUUUUCAGAACAUGGAUUCAGGCAGUCGAGUCUGGCUGGGAGCCUCCCCUCAUUCUCCCACAUUUUCAGUACGAAGAUGUGGCCUCGCUUGCUGUAAAGAUAGUUGAGGCUUUAGGUGUCUUUUCCGAAGCGCGAGCUCUGCGGUCUGGCGAGCUCGCCGCUAUUGUGUGUGAGGACGCAGUCCUUUGCGGACCCGCCAGUAAGGUGCGCGAAGCGCAAGAUACUUACUGGGGUGAUCUGUAA
Molecule: messenger RNA, 9510 nt
Organism: Symbiodinium necroappetens
Lineage: Eukaryota; Dinophyceae; Suessiales; Symbiodiniaceae
Source: the annotation of a GenBank genome assembly